Toxoplasma gondii ME49 is the source of this 2752-nucleotide messenger RNA. RefSeq names its product MRP family domain-containing protein. The transcript is spliced from 9 exons. Gene Ontology annotation, molecular function: ATP-dependent FeS chaperone activity; ATP binding; 4 iron, 4 sulfur cluster binding. NCBI's taxonomy places the organism in Eukaryota, Apicomplexa, Conoidasida, Eucoccidiorida, Sarcocystidae. Bases 105 to 2039 code for a protein of 644 amino acids. The record is from RefSeq and is a predicted model, not a curated record. Gene Ontology annotation, biological process: iron-sulfur cluster assembly.
CCCUUUUCGACACGAAAACACUACCACGUCGGCUCCAAUUCUCAUUUUCGAGUGGCCAGUUGUCACCGAGAAAUUGGAGUCUUCUUCCCUUUCCUGUGUUCGCGAUGAGUCGAACCUUUGGCGGUCGCGACGGGACCGUCAAAGAAACUGCUGGACUCGAAGAGUUGUCACCCGAGCACACUUUUCUGAUGUCUGACGAUUCCCAUCGGGGUCAACGGUUGCGAGACGAAGUCCUCGACCAGCUGAGGACGGUCAUUGACCCUGACCUGCACAAAGACAUUGUCUCUCUCGGUUUCGUACGGGAUUUGGAGAUUCAAGAGCAUGCUGGUUCCGUAAAGUUUCGCUUGAGGCUGACGACGCCAGCCUGCCCAGUCAAGGACCUUUUUGUCUCCACUUGCACGGCGCGUCUUCAGGGGCUCGAUUGGGUUCACCAAGUGGACAUUCAGCUGGACAGUCAAAAAUCUUCUGGAUCGACUGCAUCUGGUCCCGGUGCCCGCGACGGGUUGAAGCGUGUGUCGUUUGUGCUCGCAGUAACGUCUUGCAAAGGCGGAGUCGGAAAGUCGACAGUCGCCGUCAACUUGGCAUUCAUGCUUCGGCGUUUGGGCGCGAAAGUUGGCCUUCUUGACGCGGACUUGUACGGGCCCAGUCUUCCCGUUCUGCUUCCACUAGAGGACACAAACGUGUAUUUUGAGGAAGAGAGCGAGGGAGAGGACUACGCAGAUGAGCGCAGAAACGAGAUAGAUGUCAGACCGAAGAGAACUACGGCUCGGGGCCAUUCAAGAGCACACAGUAGCCAUGGUCGUUCCAUUGCCUUCGAACAGACGAAGCGUCAAGAUAGGGAUGCUGGCGCGCGGGAAAAAAAAACGUGCGCUAGUGGAAAAGAAGACGAUGGCGAAAAGCGCCAGCCGAAACUACGUCCUCUGGUCUACAAUGGCGUCAAGAUCAUGUCGUACGGAUUUAUUCGGAAUUCCGGAUCUCAAGGUUUUUCUGCUUUACGCGGGCCAUUUGCAAGUAGCGUCAUCGAGCAGCUCUUGACAGGCACAGCCUGGCGAGACCUCGACUACCUGGUCAUCGAUUUCCCUCCGGGGACUGGCGACAUUCACAUAACCCUCUCUCAGGCGGUGAACAUUGAUGCGUGCGUUGUAGUGACGACGCCUCAAACGCUGAGCACGACAGAUGCGGAGAGAGGAAUUAAGAUGUUCAACGAACUCGGCAUUCCCACCAUAUGCAUUGUGAACAAUAUGGCCCACUUCGUAUGCGACGGAUGCCAAAAGAAGCACAUUCUUUUCCCCGGACAGCAAAACGUCGAGAAGCUUGCAGAUCUCGCGGAGGCGCCGCACGUCGUUCAAAUUCCUCUCGAUCCUCGUCUCUCCCAAGUUGUUGGGGCAGAAGAGUCUGCGGACGAGCCUACGCAGGACGACGCGCAGAGCUCGGGCGAAUCGUACACAUUUCCUGUCGUAGAACGGCUCCGCAAGCACCCCAGAGACAAAGUAUACUCAGUGUUCCACGAACUCGCUGCCAUCGUGGUGCGGGAGCUGUCGACUUUGCGCUACGGAUAUGUUGGUCCCUCUGUCAUGCUUUCUGGAGAUUCGUAUGUCGAGAUUGGCCUUCCGAGGAGAAUUCGGAGGCCGUGCAUCGCGGAUGCUGACAAGCCCUGGACGUCCCCGAUCGGGAAUUCUGACGAUCAAGAGGCGGCUGCGACGGGAAAUGCCAUUACGUCGGAUCCCCACGCUGUUUCCGUAAACGUCUGCACGAUCUCUCUCCGACGCAUACGGGACGCUUGUCAAUGUAAAAGCUGCGCAGCAGAGGUGCGAAGAGAUCAAUUAUCCGGACAGAACGCAAGGAAUUCAGGAGAGCUAGCUCUGACGGAGGUUCUUCACGCGUCCAACCGCAGUCUGAUCUUCGUGUGGGACGAUGGUCACCGGACGGCGCUGCCGCUCCAAACCGUGGAACGCCUCGCGCUGGAGGAGGACGAGAUCCAAAGUCGCGCAAACGGUUCAGUAUGCAUGGCAGGCGCUCAACCAGAGCUUGAGUGGUGAAUUGAAUCACAGGGAAACCACUUUUGCGAAUGUUCUGCUCCUACCGCUACCGACCCAUUAGACGAGACACACUCCUCCCGUUCCUCCAUUCAGACGCGACUAUCAACUUUGAUGCAUUGAUGGGCAUGAUCAGUCCGUGUACGGUUUGUUGGGCUUUGGACCUGUCCUGUCCGUUUUAUUAGAAUUAGAGGACAGAAAGUGACAGUGUUUCCGUCGGGGACGCUCCUGAGAAGGUACCCGCAUGCCAUGUUCAAGUGAAGGAAGACACACGUUGUGCAAAAAGUUCCUGUGCAAAUUUCAAGGUCACAUGGCUUUUGUGGGUAUGACGGAAUCUGUGGAACAACGGCAUAGAACGCUCAUGAUACGACACGGUAGGACUGCGACUGUAGUGAGAGGGUUAGGGGCGUGGAGGCGAAGGCUUUCGUGGAAGGGUGCUGUCCUCUCCCAGCAAGUCCUUUCUUAAAGAACAUUAUGCAGGUACUAUCCCCCAACCCCUCAACAGAGAUAAAGAAACGUUUGUCGUGUAGUACCGCCUUUUUGUUCCCUCCAUUUCCACGAAUGUAGGAGGCCGGAGGGAGUACGCGGUUCAUUUGAUUGUCUGUGUACAUGCACUGUUAAGCGAUUGUUCUUGUCAAUAACUUGAAUGCUAACUGGAGGACAUGCACACAUAUCGGAAGUGGGAACUUGUUUUCUUAACGGAAUGUGUAGAAUGC